This is a messenger RNA of Spea bombifrons (plains spadefoot toad), 936 nucleotides long. RefSeq names its product olfactory receptor 4S2-like. Gene Ontology annotation, cellular component: membrane. The record is from RefSeq and is a predicted model, not a curated record. Gene Ontology annotation, biological process: G protein-coupled receptor signaling pathway. Gene Ontology annotation, molecular function: G protein-coupled receptor activity; olfactory receptor activity. NCBI's taxonomy places the organism in Eukaryota, Metazoa, Chordata, Amphibia, Anura, Pelobatidae. The transcript has a single exon. The coding region runs from base 7 to 936 and encodes 309 amino acids.
UCUUUAAUGGAAAACUCAACAGAAGUGAUAGAAUUUGUUUUUGUGGCAUUCAAAUUCUCCCAAAGUCUACAACAAAUUGUAUUUUUGAUCUUCCUUCUUAUCUACACUUUACUUUUGAGCGGAAACAUUCUGAUCAUGAUGACCAUCAGAGCAGAUCCUCGCCUACACACUCCUAUGUAUUUUUUCUUAGGUAAGCUGUCUUUUAUUGACCUCUGCUACUCCUCAGUGACUGUGCCCAAGAUGUUAGUUGACUUCCUUUCUGAGAGAAAGGUUAUCUCCUAUAAUGCUUGCAUAACCCAGCUAUACUUUUUCCAUUUUUUUGCAUGUGCUGAAUGUUUUAUUUUCACAGCCAUGGCAUAUGAUCGUUAUGUGGCCAUUUGUAAACCAUUGAACUAUUCCACAAUCAUGAACAAACAUCUGUGUUUGUUUUUAGUGGCAGCAACUUGGAUGAUUGGCUUUGUCCACUCCAACAUUCAAACAGCCUUAACCAUGCAGUUGCCAUUCUGUGGUCCUAAUGAAAUAAAGAGUUUCUUUUGUGACAUUCCUCCACUAAUACGACUGGCAUGCACUGACACAACCAUUAUUGAUGCCAUGAUAGUGGCCAACAGUGGAUUUGUUUCAUUGGGUUGUUUUCUCACUGUCUUGAUUUCAUACAUUGGUAUUGUUUCUGCAAUGUUAAAAAUUAAGACGGUGGAGGGGAGACGUAAGGCCUUUUCUACAUGUGCCUCACAUCUCACUGUAGUGACUUUUUUCUUUGGUCCGUGUGUCUUCAUUUACAUGAGACCAUCUACCACUCUACAAGCUGACCAAGUGAUAAUAGUAUUUUACACAGUCAUAGCACCCAUGUUAAACCCAGUCAUCUAUACUUUAAGGAAUAAGGAGGUUAAAACAUCUAUGAAAAAACUUUGGGGGAGGAAAGUUCAGUAUAAUAAAUAG